CAUGCUGUGCUCAUCUCUUCGGCGUGCAGUCCUGGAGCAAGAGACGUUGUAUCGACGCCACUCUGUGUAGCCGGUUAUACAUGUGACGGCCCAGUUCAAAGGCUUGUCGUUGUCUGCGUCUUGUCUUUUUUUCGGCCUUUAAUGGUUGGUUGAUAUUAAGGAACACAGCAGUUUAUGUCCUGUGUCUCAGAAGGGCGACUAUCAAUCGUCAUUUUGAAGUUGAAUGUUGUGUAGGCUAUUAGUUUUACAUAUCGUAGACGUAGUUUGAAUGUAAGUAAAUGGUUUUGGUGAACUAUUGUUAUUGGUGUUUACUAUUGACAACUUGGAACUAGCAACGCACGAGGAUCAGUCCUUCGAUCUGCCGUCAGUCACUGAACCCACAAACACGAGGGACGCUAAAGAUGUUCGAAACAAGGGGGAUUCCAUUCAUAUUGCUUGACAUCGCGUGUUUAAUACUCGCUGGUCUGCCCCUUGCUGCCUUUAACUUGGGCAAAAUCAAGCCCUAUCAGAGAGGUUUUUUCUGUAAUGAUGAAAGCAUCAACUACCCAUUUCACCACAGCACAAUCACCUCCACUGUGCUGUAUACGGUGGGCUUCACUUUGCCCAUUAGUUGUAUGAUCUUUGGAGAGUGCCUUUCAGUCUAUCUAAAACGCAUCAAAUCAAAGUCCUCUUUCAGCAACAGUUAUGUUGCUCGCACUUACAAGGCAGUAGGCACCUUCUUGUUUGGUGCUGCCAUGAGCCAGUCACUAACAGAUAUUGCAAAGUACUCCAUUGGGCGGCUGCGGCCUCACUUCUUGGAUGUGUGUAAGCCAGACUGGAAACUCAUCAACUGCUCAUCAGGGGCCUACAUAGAGAACUUCACCUGCUCUGGGGAUAAGACCAUGGUGAACGAGGCCAGACUCUCCUUCUACUCUGGCCACUCCUCCUUCUCAAUGUACUGUAUGAUGUUCCUGGCACUUUACAUUCAGGCGAGAAUGCAGGCUGAGUGGGCCCGACUCCUGCGGCCCACGAUCCAGUUCUUCCUGAUCGCUGCCUCUGUGUACACGGGCCUGUCUCGCGUCUCCGACUACAAACACCACUGGAGUGAUGUCCUCACUGGCCUCAUACAGGGAGCACUCGUGGCUAUUCUGGUGGUGUUUUUCGUGUCUGAUUUCUUCAAGAAGAGAGUUGAACCUGAGAAAGAAGUGGAGAUCCCACACACCACCUUGCAGGAGACACCCACCAAUGGAAAUCAUUUUGACAGCCCAAACUAAAGUACCACUGAACCACUGUGUGUCGUGCCACCGCUCAGCUGGUGGGAUGAGGUUUUAGGCAUGUGCCCACUAAAGAGGAUGGACCACUGGGGGUGGAAACCCGUGAAUGUAACCCUUGCUUUCUGCUCUCCUGAUCCCGUGUCUAGAAGGGCCUCUCCUUAUGGACGCUGUCCCAUGUUGCCUUGGCUGGACUGCUGCUGCUGCUGCUAUUACAGCUUCCUGUGUAUUCCCCAGAACUAAUAUAAGUGUACCUCUAUACUCAAUGAAACCUUAAUUUUUUUUUUUUUUAUCUGUAUGAAAAAAAAAAAUCACUAUACAGACAUUUUUU
Chanos chanos (milkfish) is the source of this 1581-nucleotide messenger RNA. RefSeq names its product phospholipid phosphatase 1a (gene plpp1a). Lineage: Eukaryota; Metazoa; Chordata; Actinopteri; Gonorynchiformes; Chanidae. Gene Ontology annotation, molecular function: phosphatidate phosphatase activity. Gene Ontology annotation, biological process: signal transduction; phospholipid metabolic process; phospholipid dephosphorylation. The coding region runs from base 402 to 1253 and encodes 283 amino acids. The record is from RefSeq and is a predicted model, not a curated record. The transcript is spliced from 6 exons. Gene Ontology annotation, cellular component: plasma membrane.